UGUAUUACUCCGGACUGUCUUAAAAGUGGUGCUUUCAUUCAAAACAGCUUGAAUAUUAGCGUAGAUCCAUGUCAGGACUUUUAUAAUUAUGCCUGUGGAUCAUUCAAAGAGACUCAUCCACUAGAACCGGGCAGCACUUACAGAACCGUGGUCUCUGAAAUUUACGAUAGCAACCAACAAAAGCUGAAAAGGGUAUUAGAUGUUCCCGUCCAACGCAAAGGUAUAAAUUCUGCUGAACAGAAGGCCAAAGACUAUCAUAAUGGUUGUUUGGAUGAUUAUGGUAAAAUGAAGCUUGGUGGCAAUCCAUUUCUAGAGAAAGUUAUCAGUAAAGUUGGUGGUUGGUAUGUUUUAGACACCAUGGAAGAUUCCUAUGAUUAUAAAAAGAUGUUUAAGAAGGUGCACGUUGACUUUUGGACUGAUGCUUUGUUUACUUUUAAUGUCAGAACUGAUUGGCUCAACUGGCUGAAAACAUCUAUUCAGGUAAGGAUAAAUUUCUAUGGUUUACCAACA
Lottia gigantea (owl limpet) is the source of this 510-nucleotide messenger RNA. RefSeq lists its product as hypothetical. NCBI's taxonomy places the organism in Eukaryota, Metazoa, Mollusca, Gastropoda, Lottiidae. The annotation marks the transcript as partial. The record is from RefSeq and is a predicted model, not a curated record. Gene Ontology annotation, cellular component: plasma membrane. Gene Ontology annotation, molecular function: metalloendopeptidase activity. Gene Ontology annotation, biological process: protein processing. The transcript has a single exon.